Molecule: messenger RNA, 1428 nt
Organism: Fusarium pseudograminearum CS3096
Lineage: Eukaryota; Fungi; Ascomycota; Sordariomycetes; Hypocreales; Nectriaceae
Exons: 3
Coding region: 1-1428 (475 amino acids)
Biological process (GO): protein O-linked glycosylation; protein N-linked glycosylation; cell wall mannoprotein biosynthetic process
Cellular component (GO): Golgi apparatus; membrane
Molecular function (GO): alpha-1,2-mannosyltransferase activity
Source: RefSeq, a predicted model, not a curated record
AUGGCAAAGGCCCCUUGUUCCACUCUCUGGUGGGCAGGGACACUUGCUCUCUUUUACUUCACUCUCAUCGCGUUUGGAUCUGCGUUGUCUUUGUCUGCUGAUUCUCCGAUCAAGGCAGCUUUGGUGGCUUUGGUUAAGGAUAACGACAUCAACGCUACGCUUUUCAGCAUCAAGCAGUUCGAUGACAAGUUUAACAACGACUAUCUCCAUGAUUGGGUCUUCUUCAGUAUCCAGGAUCUCCCAGAGGCUUUCAAGGAUUCGGUUUCCAACGCUACCAACGCAACUUGCAUCUUCGAGGUCAUUCCCGAAGAGAACUGGAACGACCCAAGAUGGGUUGAUUCGUUCCAGCAUUCCAUGUCUCAGGAUGCCAGCCUGGAUAAAAGCUCUGCAACCCUCAAGACUAUCGCCAAUAUCCACCAGAUGAACCGAUGGAUCUCGGCUCCCUUUGCCAAAGAGCAACGCCUCCAGGACUAUGAAUGGUUUCUCAAAGUUGAUCCAGGCGCUCAGCUAGCCCAAAACAUCCCUUUCGAUGUCUUUCGCUUUAUGCGGGACAAUGGCAUCGCCUACGGGUCUAGCCGAGCUUUUUUUGGUCAGGCCAAUCUGUCUCGGCUCUCUCCCCGAAUCAAGUCCUUCUUUGAGAAACAUCCGGAGCUGCUCCACAGGGAAGCCGAUGUCGCAUGGCUUAUUGAGAACGUCACAGGCCUCCUCAUGAAAUCUGGCCCACUGGAUGACGGUUUUGAAGACUUGGUUGACGAGGGCAAUGACAAGCUGAGGUCGCGGGCGUCUCAGGUUCCCGGAGCCCAAGAUGAAGGCGAGAGAUCAUCUUGGCUUAGCGAGUGCUUUGCAUCUUGGCUAGCUGACAUUCAUGGAAACAGUCUCUCCCCAUCAUUCGAGAUUGGAUCACUCGCUUUCUUCCGCAGCCUUAACCAGGUUGCAUUCUUUGAUCAUCUCGACAAUGCGGGCGACUUUCAGUUUCAGCGAGUGGGCGAUGCACCACUGCACAGUCUAAGCGCCAGCAUGCUCCUGCCUCGGGAGAGCGUUUGGAACUUCCGCACCAAGGAAACCAAGCUCAGCUCUCAACACGACGGCGAGCACACUCAAGCUGAGCGCCAGUACAGUGAGAUGUGCAUGAAUAACUUUGACACCUCUAACUUGAACGGCAGUGCGAAGUCGAAGGGGGAUGCCUACGAGGCGAUGACGGCGCUACUCAAGGGUUGGGACUUGAUGGCCCAGGACGUGGGUGCGCAGAGCAAGAGCCCUAAGUUGAUUUCGGGUAACACUUGGAUGGGCAAAAUGAACGGGGGUGCUGGAUGCUCAUUUUUUUGGUUCUGGCGAAAGACACUAUCUGCAGAUCUAGGAUUUGGAUGGGAGGUCGAUUUGAGUUGCUUGCAUGACGGGAUGAAGGAUCAGGUAAAGAUCAAGGUCUAA